GACUACGCAAAUCACGUUCCAGAAAGCCUGUCAGACCCUGAUCCAGCUUUUGUUUUGACGCGCGACGUUUUACAAAAAAUUCUCGCUAUUCACAUGCGCUUCUCAGCCGGGCUCCCCGUCUUCAUAUCCGGUGAAACCGGAAUUGGGAAGACUGCAUUGCUAGAGUACUACGCCAAAGUCAGACAGCAACUCCAGUUGCAUGCGCCAAACCAGGAGCGUCGCACGCACAUGGAUGGCCAGGGUAGUCCACUCAAAUUAAUGCGGACUGUGAAAGUGCAUGGUGGCGUCGGUCGUGCAGCACUGAAUAGCUACGUGAAGGAAGCACUGCAACUUGCAAGAUUUAAUGCAAGAAAGGGGGUGCGGGAGACACUACUGUUCUUUGACGAAGCAAACACGUCGUUGGAAGUCGUGUGGGGGGUGAAAGAAUUGAUGACCAAUGGUCGACUUCAUGGUCGUGACCUGCGCAGCGAGUUG
Amoebophrya sp. A120 is the source of this 474-nucleotide messenger RNA. NCBI's taxonomy places the organism in Eukaryota, Dinophyceae, Syndiniales, Amoebophryaceae. The record is from the annotation of a GenBank genome assembly.